UUAUAGUUUAGCACUAUAAAUAGGAAGGACUGUGUGUAGGAAAGAGUAGAGCUUAAAAGCAAAUUAUUCUUUUAGUAAGAUUAGUGUACAAGUAUACGCGGUAAUUACAAAUUUAUAAGCAGAUGGAGAGUAUCUCAGUUAAAAUCUUAGCUCCUGCUGUUUUAGCGAUAUUGUUCUUGCUGACUAUCACAACAGCUCCAGUACUGGGAAGGAUGCCAACUAAAACUUCUGCAGAAAUGUUAGUAGAAUACAGAGUUACAGUAGUAGAAGAAGUGGCAAAAAUCGAACCCUAUGUAGAUCAAACUGGAAACCAAGAAACAAAGAUGAUUAUGCAGCAACCAAAAAUUGAUGUUUUGGAGGUCCAAAGUGAUAAACAAGUCGCAACAACUACAGCGGAAGUAUUGGAAUGCCAAGGAGACAGCGAUUAUUGUAACCUGCUCCCAUUUAUUGGGAAAAAAUGUUGCUCUGGAUCAUUUUGUUUUCCAUUGGCAGGUGUUGCUGGUGGUGUAUGCAUGAAAAUAGUACCAAUUACAGUUACUUGAUUUAUUUCUUGGCAGG
Messenger RNA from Beta vulgaris subsp. vulgaris (sugar beet), 558 nucleotides. RefSeq lists its product as uncharacterized. NCBI's taxonomy places the organism in Eukaryota, Viridiplantae, Streptophyta, Magnoliopsida, Caryophyllales, Amaranthaceae. The record is from RefSeq and is a predicted model, not a curated record. The transcript is spliced from 2 exons. Bases 123 to 542 code for a protein of 139 amino acids.